GGAGUAGUCAAAACACUUCCUGCCAAGAGUCACUUUAAAGGAGACUCUUUAGGUUGUUUUUGGAAGCUGUGAACCCUGUGCAGUGUUGAACAAGAACAAGGCAAUGAGAAGUAUUAUUCCUAUUGCCAGCUAUUAGGUAUGAACAGGAAACGGACCCUCAUUUCAGACACUUUAAAGGUGAAGAAAAGUCGAACGGCUACAGAGAAGUUUGGAGCUGUCAGCAAUGGAGAUGGACCAACUGACAUCAAAUCCACCCUCGAGCACCUCAUGGCACUGUUCCCCAGGAAGCUCUUCAACGACACUUUGCCUCAAAUUGUUCUUAAACACCAGCUCUACAGCGUACACAGUGACAAGACCUUGGUGGACAAGGAGCUGAAUAAACUGCGGGAACAAGGACAACUGCUGAUGUUUCAGCUCGGGUUUGAUGCAGAAGCUUUCGGGCUGGUCUUUGCUUCAGAUUACAAGGCCAAAGUGCUGGCAGGAGAGGAGGGCAGAGAGACAAGAGCAACGGUGGAGAAGUUCUUGGAGAAAGUGGUUUCGUCUUGCACAGAUCUGAGCUUCAGCAAAGACAAGAUGCUCAGGGAGUUCCUCUUCACAGACUCUGAGAUUACGCAGCUGGUUAAAUCAGGGGUCCUUACUGUGAGGGACGCAGGCAGCUGGUGGCUUUCCAUUCCCAAUUCUGGCAAAUUCACCAAGUACUUUAUACAAGGUCGUAAAGCAGUGCUUGGCAUGGUGAAGAAGUCCAAAUAUAGUGAAGUCUUAAAGGCAGAGUUAGAAGAGCGGCGAACGGCCUCGAAUGUGAAAUUCCACAUGAAAUAUCACAUCCAUGACAUUGUUGGUGCAGAGCUGGUGGAGAGCAUACCUACAACUUCAGGAACAUUGUUACGAUUUGUUGAUACCUGAACCACAGCAACAAGACUGACUGAUCUGCACUUUGGUCGACGCCAGUGACUUAAGAUGAGGAAUACUUGCGUUGUACAAAGACCGUUUCUGUAUGAAGACUGAAUAACUUAACAUUUCAGAUUUUGUGUUACAUGUAUUAUAAAAUCUCAUGGGUUUAUAAAUUGCCAAAUAUUCUGACAUGUGUUUGUCAGGUUUUGCUUUAUCUUUAAUUAAAAGAUUUUCUUUCCCUUG
Messenger RNA from Scatophagus argus, 1134 nucleotides. RefSeq names its product serine/threonine-protein kinase 19-like. The record is from RefSeq and is a predicted model, not a curated record. The transcript has 7 exons. Gene Ontology annotation, molecular function: protein serine/threonine kinase activity. NCBI's taxonomy places the organism in Eukaryota, Metazoa, Chordata, Actinopteri, Scatophagidae. The coding region runs from base 139 to 903 and encodes 254 amino acids. Gene Ontology annotation, biological process: protein phosphorylation; positive regulation of Ras protein signal transduction.